This is a messenger RNA of Clunio marinus, 672 nucleotides long. Lineage: Eukaryota; Metazoa; Arthropoda; Insecta; Diptera; Chironomidae. The record is from the annotation of a GenBank genome assembly.
AUGAGAGUUGAAGCGGAGGAAAGUUUCAAUGCUUUGUUUCUAAACAACAUCGCUGACACGAAUGAACCCACGAGCGUUGCCGUUAAAUUGCAUCGAGCUUUGUUCGAUGACAGUGACACUAACAAAAUCAAAUUGAGUUCAGUUGGCGAACCAUUUUCAAUAACUGGGAAUCUCAUUCAGAGGAAGCUUGAUUCGACGGUAGACGAUAAAUUGUUGGAUGCAAAAACUAAAUCAAACAAAGACAGCGUUAAUUCAAUUUCACUUGCAACAGCAAAUGUUGCUUCCAACCAGGAGAAGUUGAAACAUUCUAAGGCAACAACCAACAAGGUUGCGCUUGCUAGAAAUGAAAGGGAGAAACUUAAUAUUCACGUCGAUCACAACAACGCUCAAUCAUUUUCUGAUUUCUUCAAAUCCAUUUUCAGAUGCAACGCGACAAGAACAAGCAAUAAGAAAAUCAAUGAGCAAAUUCAAUUGGAUUAUCCAUUAAAUUUACAUUUCAGAAUGAAUGAAAUCUUCUCAAUGCACGACAAGCUUUCUGACAUUGCUGAAAAUUUCAACGAUUUGUAUUCAGCUGGCUGUUUCAGCUGGGACGAGUUAUCUGAUUGUUCUGUUACAGUUCGAUAUGAAUUCGGAUUUUCAAAAAAGUUUGUUGCCGUGGAGUUGAAUACUUAA